CUCGCCCUGCUUCACUCGCACCACCACUCGAGCUGAGCUCAGAGCUAGCUACUAGCCUUCGCGCGCCAUGGCGAAGAACCACCGCAUUGUGGCCCUCCUGCUCGUCGCGGCGACGCUGGUCGCGCAGGCCGCGGCCUGCCCGUCCUGCCCGACGCCGAAGCCGCCACCGCCGCCGCCGACGCCCGUGCCGUGCCCGCCGCCGCCGUCGUCGACGCCGCCGACGCCGUCGACGCCGACGGGCAAGUGCCCCCUGAACACGCUGAAGCUGCUGGCGUGCGUGGACGCGCUCAACGGGCUCGUGCACGCCGUGGUCGGCGCCAAGGCCAGCGAGAAGUGCUGCCCGCUGCUGUCCGGCGUGGCCGACCUCGACGCCGCGCUCUGCCUCUGCACCACCAUCAAGGCCAAGGUGCUCAACGUCAACCUCGUGCUCCCCAUCGCCAUCGAGGUGCUCGUCAACGAGUGCCACAAGAACGUGCCCGCCAGCUUCCAGUGCCCGUGAUCAAGCUCACUGUUAAUCACUACUGCCGCGUAUAUAUGUGUCAUCAAUUAUAAUAUACAUCAGCAUGCAUGCAUCCAUGCAUGGGUUAAUUAAGGUUAUAUAACUAUAGUGUUCCAUAUCAGAGAUACAUAUAGCUUAAGCAUAGCUUUAUACAUGAGCUCUUUGGCUUGUGAUAAGUAUGGAGCUGCGUAUAUGCAUUUAUUUUGUAAUUUUGUACCAAUACAAUAUCAUGAACCAGAUAUAUGUAUGAAUAAAGUGUGCGUCAUAUAUAUGAAGUUGACAAAAAUCUGUCCCAUUUUCGUGCUAAACUAAAGAUGCCAUUUGUUUC
Setaria italica (foxtail millet) is the source of this 827-nucleotide messenger RNA. RefSeq names its product 36.4 kDa proline-rich protein. The transcript has a single exon. Lineage: Eukaryota; Viridiplantae; Streptophyta; Magnoliopsida; Poales; Poaceae. Bases 68 to 499 code for a protein of 143 amino acids. The record is from RefSeq and is a predicted model, not a curated record.